UCCCCGGGUGCCUCCGCUGACUCCUACUCUGUUUCUCCCGGGACAAGGGCAGGGUUCGAGCCCAGUGGGAGGCUUUCGGAGCGUAGCUUGGGUCCAGCCCAUCGGCACUGGAGGCCAUGGCGAGCACUCUGGAUUUGGACAAGGGUUGCACGGUAGAGGAGCUGCUCCGAGGCUGCAUCGAAGCCUUUGAUGACUCCGGAAAGGUGCGAGAUCCGCAGCUAGUGCGCAUGUUUCUCAUGAUGCACCCCUGGUACAUACCUUCCUCUCAGCUGGCUGCAAAACUGCUCCACAUCUAUCAGCAAUCCCGGAAGGACAACUCCAAUUCUCUACAGGUGAAAAUGUGUCACCUGUGCAGGUACUGGAUCUCAGCAUUCCCAGCAGAGUUUGAUCUGAACCCAGAGCUGGCUGAGCAGAUCAAAGAGCUGAAAGCUCUGUUAGACCAAGAAGGGAACCGAAGGCACAGCAGCCUCAUCGACAUCGAGAGUGUCCCUACCUACAAGUGGAAGCGGCAGGUGACGCAGCGGAACCCUGUGGAACAGAAAAAGCGCAAGAUGUCCCUGUUGUUUGAUCACUUGGAACCUAUGGAGCUGGCAGAGCAUCUCACCUACUUGGAGUAUCGGUCCUUCUGCAAGAUCCUGUUCCAGGACUAUCACAGCUUUGUGACUCACGGCUGCACCGUAGACAAUCCUGUCCUGGAGCGAUUCAUCUCCCUCUUCAACAGCGUCUCACAGUGGGUCCAGCUCAUGAUCCUCAGCAAGCCCACAGCCACGCAGCGGGCGCUGGUCAUCACACACUUCGUGCAUGUGGCAGAGAAACUGCUGCAGCUGCAGAACUUCAACACGCUGAUGGCUGUUGUUGGAGGCCUGAGCCACAGCUCCAUCUCACGCCUCAAGGAGACCCACAGCCAUGUCAGCCCUGAGACCAUCAAGCUCUGGGAAGGCCUGACGGAAUUAGUGACAGCCACUGGCAACUACAGCAACUACCGGCGAAGGCUGGCAGCCUGUGUAGGCUUCCGCUUCCCUAUCCUGGGUGUUCACCUCAAGGAUCUGGUGGCCCUGCAACUGGCACUGCCUGACUGGCUGGACCCAGGUCGAACCAGGCUCAAUGGAGCCAAGAUGAGGCAACUUUUUAGCAUUCUCGAGGAGUUGGCCAUGGUGACCAGCCUGCGACCACCAGUGCAAGCCAACCCUGACCUGCUGAGUCUGCUCACGGUGUCCCUGGAUCAGUAUCAGACGGAGGAUGAGCUGUACCAGCUUUCCCUGCAGCGUGAGCCACGCUCCAAGUCAUCGCCAACCAGCCCCACCAGCUGCACUCCGCCUCCCCGACCUCCUGUGCUGGAAGAGUGGACCUCAGUUGCCAAGCCUAAGCUGGACCAAGCCUUGGUGGCAGAGCACAUUGAGAAGAUGGUGGAGUCUGUGUUCCGGAACUUUGACGUCGAUGGGGAUGGUCACAUCUCACAAGAGGAGUUCCAGAUCAUCCGGGGCAACUUCCCUUAUCUCAGCGCCUUUGGGGACCUGGACCAGAACCAGGAUGGCUGCAUCAGCCGGGAGGAGAUGGUCUCCUACUUCCUGCGCUCCAGCUCGGUGCUGGGCGGCCGCAUGGGCUUCGUGCACAACUUCCAGGAGAGUAACUCGCUACGCCCGGUUGCCUGUCGCCACUGCAAAGCUCUGAUCCUGGGCAUCUACAAGCAGGGCCUCAAAUGCAGAGCUUGUGGUGUGAAUUGCCACAAACAGUGCAAAGACCGCCUGUCUGUGGAGUGUCGCCGCAGGGCCCAGAGUGUGAGCCUGGAGGGCUCUGCGCCCUCUCCCUCACCCACACAUACCCACCAUCGGGCUUUUAGCUUCUCCCUGCCUCGCCCAGGCAGGCGCAGCUCCAGGCCCCCAGAGAUCCGAGAAGAGGAGGUGCAAACAGUGGAGGACGGAGUGUUUGAUAUCCACUUAUAA
Molecule: messenger RNA, 1943 nt
Organism: Cricetulus griseus (Chinese hamster)
Lineage: Eukaryota; Metazoa; Chordata; Mammalia; Rodentia; Cricetidae
Source: RefSeq, a predicted model, not a curated record